AUGUCGGAUGAAUCACGCCGCGGUGUUUUAGAAGCUCCCCGCAUAAGAGGCCUUGUCGAUGAAAUCAGAUGUAAGUACCUUUAUUACGAUAAAUCACUGUUGUUGGCGGUUAGCAAUACAGCAGCUAAUUUUACCAUAGGCUAUCGGCAGUUUUACGAUGCGGGAAGUAACGAAGAAAAGGCUCUCGCUGAGGCGACGAGAGCUGUGGAGGAAACGGAUCUAGAGCGUCAAACCGCCCUCUACCAACCACAGCAUGAGGAGAGGGCUGAGGAAGAGCCUAGAGCGAGCACCUCGGCAGCAUCAGCCGAACCGAUACCGCUGCAGCCCGAGUCUGAUGACGACAAGGCGUCGACUAUUCUCAACCCCUCCUUGAUGUUUAGCGAUCGGUCUGAUAUACUGGCUGUGUACCGACAAGCCAGAGCAAACGAUGACGACGGAGCGAUAGCGGAUCUAUCGUAUCACCACCAUCGUCAGCAGGAAGAUGACCUCGUACAGAGGAGGAGGAGGAGGAGGAGGAGGAGCGUCUAA
Messenger RNA from Venturia canescens, 528 nucleotides. RefSeq lists its product as uncharacterized. Bases 1 to 528 code for a protein of 175 amino acids. NCBI's taxonomy places the organism in Eukaryota, Metazoa, Arthropoda, Insecta, Hymenoptera, Ichneumonidae. The transcript has 5 exons. The record is from RefSeq and is a predicted model, not a curated record.